AUGAGUGCACAUGAAAUUGAAGUCUCACAGUUGCCUGAAGAACAACGCUUACUUUUUAAAUUGAUAAAUAGAGUCAGUCAACAACAAACUGAAUCCAUAAAAAAUGAAAUUCAUAAUUGCGUGAAGUCACUGAACAUAAAGAUUGAUAAUGUCAACAAAGAGAUAGAUGAUAUUAAGAAACGCUGUUCUGAAGUGGAACGUAAACUUAAGAAAAAUAAUAUAGUUAUUUUUGGAAUCCUAUUACGAAAAAAUGAAAACUUGUUAAAUAAAACUCUAAAAGUACUCAAUGAUAAUUUUCAAGUUAAUAUUGAAGAGCACGAUGUAAAUAAUAUUUUUAAAUUGGGCAAAGAAGACAAAUCACCGAUUUUACUUGAAUUUACAUCUUUUAUAAAGAAAUUAGAGUUAUUUAAGAACAAGGAGAAGUUAAAGAAGUUUAAUGAAAAUGGUUUUGGCAUACCAAAUGAUUUAAAUAAGGAGGAUAGAGAAGAAUUGAAAAUUUUGAGAAUACAUUUAAAAGAUGCAAGAUCACAAAACUUGGAAGCUAAAAUCAAGGGAUUUCAUUUACAUGUAAACAAUGAAACCUUCAGUGCUGAACAGCUAAAAGACCUUGAAUCUGAAGAAGAAGCCGGUACUAGUGACAGUGAAAAUAAUUAUUCGGAGAAGAGUGUGGACAACUCUGUGAAGAAACCAAAUUCCAGUAACCUAAAUUCAACCGUGGUGGAAAGAACCGAAGUAAAAUCCACAAGAAGAAGAAGAAGCAAGUUUUUUCGCUACAGCCCGAUAAGCUUAAGAAGUAGUAAAAUUUAA
Psylliodes chrysocephalus is the source of this 807-nucleotide messenger RNA. The record is from the annotation of a GenBank genome assembly. Lineage: Eukaryota; Metazoa; Arthropoda; Insecta; Coleoptera; Chrysomelidae.